AUGGCGGUCACCCGAUUGCUUCCAAGCAUGAGAGCCGCCUGGAGCACCCACCGGAACCUGCCCUUACCCUUGUCAUCGAUCCGCAGGCUCGCCACGGCAUCGACAGCAUCACCGCUGCACCACCGCAGCCGCAAAGUCGUCGUGGUUGGGUGCAGACAGCGCCGGCCUCGCCACCAGCUACCAGCUGCUGCUGCGGACCGGCACCUUGCCUACCAUGACGUGGCCGUCGUCGACCCGGCCGAGUGGCAUCACUGGCAACCUGAAUGGACCCUCGUUGGCGGUGGUCUCAAAUCGAAGGAUCGCCUUCGCCAUCCCCUCGCAAGCCUGAUUGACCCUAGCAUCCGCCUGCACGGCAACUCGGCUGAUAGUUUUGCCCUCGGCAACUCCCCGACCUCGCCAACGGCGACAGGCUCAACUACGACCAGCUUGUCAUCGCCCUGGGCCUUGACGCCGGUCUUCCGCACCGUCCAUCGGCUUCGAAAGGGUCGCGCCCCAGAUGAUGAUGUCCUCGCCCCGAACCAUUGGAUGCGAACGAGCCGUUCCGAGGCCCAAGGCGCCGAGAUCCAGAGCCAUGCCGGGAACGGCAAACCAUUCCAGCAUGAACUUGUCACCAUCAACGGCAGCACGGUCACCAUUGCUCGUCCUGACGGACAGCGGGUCGAGCGCCGAUUUGACCUCUUGCAUAUCUUGCCCUGGAUGGGCCCUCGCCCCUUUUUCAGAGGUAGCCCCCUCGCCGACAAGGCAGUGUGCGUCGAUGUUGAAGACAGCACGACGCGCCAUGGCAGACGUCCCCAACGUCUGGUCCGCCGGCAAUGCCGCCAGGUGCCCACUUCCAAGUCGGCGGCCGCCAUCCUCUCGGAGACACCCGUUCUUGUUCGCAACCUCCUGCGGUCAAUCCAGGGCAAUGAGCCCGAUGGUGUGAACCCGAUGCCUUGUACGACGGAUACGCAUCGUGCGCCUCUUGACCGAAUGCGGGAAGGUAUUGCUCGCCGAGUUCAAGUGCGGUGCCGAGCCCAGGAGACGUUGGAUCCGGUCGCUGGUUCGGCGUCGUGCGUCCGUCCUCCUACUGGAAAAGCCCUUGUUCCCUGCGUGGACUAUCGAUCCAUGAUCAAGGGAAAAUGGGACGGUCCGAAUGACGGGAUGAAUAGGCCGUCGGGGUGGAAAUGCCCGAGGGCACUGAGUCACGACGGUGCUCGACGUUUCACCGACUACGUCAUGCCAUCUCAGUCACCACCACGAACCGGUGCGGGAACACCUAGGCGGAGAUGA
Messenger RNA from Drechmeria coniospora, 1269 nucleotides. RefSeq lists its product as uncharacterized. The record is from RefSeq and is a predicted model, not a curated record. The coding region runs from base 1 to 1269 and encodes 422 amino acids. Gene Ontology annotation, molecular function: sulfide:quinone oxidoreductase activity; FAD binding. Gene Ontology annotation, cellular component: mitochondrion. The transcript has 3 exons. Lineage: Eukaryota; Fungi; Ascomycota; Sordariomycetes; Hypocreales; Ophiocordycipitaceae.